Messenger RNA from Alligator mississippiensis (American alligator), 945 nucleotides. Its product is annotated as olfactory receptor 10Q1. The record is from RefSeq and is a predicted model, not a curated record. Gene Ontology annotation, molecular function: olfactory receptor activity; G protein-coupled receptor activity. The coding region runs from base 1 to 945 and encodes 314 amino acids. Gene Ontology annotation, biological process: G protein-coupled receptor signaling pathway. The transcript has a single exon. Gene Ontology annotation, cellular component: membrane. NCBI's taxonomy places the organism in Eukaryota, Metazoa, Chordata, Crocodylia, Alligatoridae.
AUGCACGUGGACAGCAACCAGACCAUCACCACUGAGUUUGUCUUCCGACCUUUCUCCUCCGUGCCCACCACACGGUGGCUCCUUUUUGUGCUCUUCUUCCUGCUCUACAUUGCCAUUGUUGUAGGCAACACCUCCAUUGUGUGGGUGGUCCACACUGACCGUGCACUCCAGUCCCCCAUGUAUUUCUUCCUGGGGAAUCUGGCCUUGCUGGAGGUCUGCUACACCACCACAGUGGUGCCCCAAAUGCUGGCCAGUAUCCUAGAUCCCUGUACCACCAUCUCCUUGGCUGGUUGUGGGACCCAGAUGUUUCUGUUCCUUGGACUUGGUGGCACAGAUUGUUUCCUGCUGGCCAUCAUGGCAUAUGAUCGAUAUGUAGCCAUCUGCCAACCACUGCGCUACCCGCUCAUCAUGACACAGAAGCUUUGUCUGCGCCUGGUGGUUGCUGCACUGUCACUGGCCUUCCUGCUCUCACUGGAGCUGACAGCAUUGAUCUUUGCCAUGCCCUUCUGCCGGCGCCAGAUCAACCACUUCCUGUGUGAUGUGCCACCCAUGUUGGGCCUGGCCUGUGCUGACAUACAUAUCCACCAGACUGUCCUGUUCACAGUGAGUGUUACCAUCCUGACUGUCCCCUUCCUCCUGAUCUGCCUCUCCUAUGCUUUCAUUGGGACUGCCAUCCUGCGCAUCUGCUCAGCCCAAGGACGUCGCCAGGCCUUCUCCACCUGUACCUCCCACCUGACAGUGGUGCUGCAGCAGUAUGGCUGCUGCAGCCUGGUCUACCUCCGCCCUAAGUCCAAGUCCUCAGAGGAUGAGGAUCGUCAGCUUGCUCUGAUAUACACCUUUGCCACCCCCAUGCUCAACCCACUGAUCUACAGCCUGAGGAACAAGGACAUCAAGGGUGCUCUGCGAAGAGCAGUCAGGCGCACCAUUACUUCCCAUCCUCACUGA